UCUGAGCCGAGAAUGGUAACUUGUGUCGGAACAGAAGCCCUCACAUGAGUGGCAUGCUUCAUGGAGUUAUGUACCUUGCUUUGCCCCCUCAACUGCUAUCAUGGAUUGCAAAACCUUAAUACUUUUCCUUUUUCUCUUCACGUUUAUUUCCAGCGCAGAAUUCAUUAUUCAUCCGUCCAAUGAAGUUAACCUGUUGGACUCCAAAGCAAGCCAAGGGGAGCUGGGCUGGAUAUCAUCCCCAUCCCAUGGGUGGGAGGAAAUUAGCGGCGUGGACGAGCACUACACACCCAUCCGGACCUUCCAGGUGUGCAACGUGAUGGAAUACAGCCAGAACAACUGGUUGAGGACCAACUGGAUUCCUCGCAAUUCUGCGCAGAAGAUCUAUGUGGAGCUCAAGUUUACCCUCAGAGACUGCAACAGUAUUCCCAUGGUCCUGACCUGCAAAGAGACGUUCAACUUGCACUACCUGGAGACUGAUGAAGACCAGGGAAGUAAGUUUCGCGAGCACCAGUUCUCCAAAAUAGACACCAUCGCCGCCGAUGAGAGUUUUACUCAGAUGGACCUGGGCGACCGGAUCUUGAAGUUAAACACAGAGGUCCGUGAGGUGGGGCCUAUGACUAAGAAGGGCUUUUACCUAGCUUUCCAGGACGUGGGAGCCUGCGUGGCCCUGGUCUCGGUGCGGGUGUACUUUAAAAAAUGCCCUUUCACCGUGAGGAACCUGGCUAUGUUUCCCGACACGGUACCCACGGACUCUCAGUCGCUCGUGGAGGUUAGGGGCUCGUGCGUCAACAAUUCCAGAGAGGAGGAUCCGCCAAAAAUGUACUGCAGUACCGAGGGAGAGUGGCUGGUGCCUAUUGGGAAAUGCCUGUGCAACAUAGGAUACGAGGAGCGGGGAGUCGCUUGCCAAGCCUGCCGGCCCGGUUUCUAUAAGGCCUCUUCUGGGAACGUCAAGUGCUCCAAGUGUCCACCGCACAGUUACACGCACCAGGAGGGAGCCGUGCACUGCGCCUGCGAGAAAAACUACUUCCGUGCAGAGGAGGACCCCGUCUCCAUGGCCUGCUCUCGACCUCCAUCUGCCCCACGCAAUGUGAUCUCAGCCAUUAAUGAGACGUCAGUGAUUCUAGACUGGACCUGGCCGGCUGACAGCGGAGGCAGGAAGGACGUGAUAUUUAACGUGGUCUGUAAGCGAUGUUGGCUGGGUCCCAGGCAGUGUGAACCUUGUCGAGGAGCCGUGCGCUUCCUGCCCCGUGCCACCGGCCUCGCUAACACGACAGUAACUGUGGUAGACCUCCUGGCACACACCAACUACACCUUUGAGAUCGAGGCCCAAAACGGAGUGUCCGCUCAGGCCCCUACAGUUCGUCAGUAUGCUGCGGUCACCAUCACUACCAACCAAGCAGCUCCAUCCGCAGUCACUGUCAUCAGGAAGGACCGAACAUCCAGAAACAGCAUCUCACUGUCAUGGAUGGAGCCAGAGAGACCCAAUGGGAUCAUUUUGGACUACGAGGUCAAAUACUAUGAGAAGCAGGAACAAGAGACCAGCUACACCAUCCUGAGGUCAAAGGGCACGAACGUUACCCUGAACGGACUAAAACCCGACACCACGUACCUGCUGCAGAUCAGAGCACGCACUGCGGCUGGAUACGGCGGUAGCAGCCGCAAGUUUGAGUUUGAGACCAGUCCAGACUCCUUUUCCAUCUCCAGCGAGAACAGUCAGGUAGUGCUGAUCGCAGUCUCCUCCGCCGUGGCCAUCAUCCUCCUCACUGUGUUGCUCUACAUUGUGAUUAGCAGGUUUUGUAGAUAUAGCAAGUCCAAACAUCCAGAUGAGAAGAGGCUGCCCUUUGGCAACGGCCACUUGCGACUGCCUGGCAUCAAGACUUACGUGGACCCGCACACUUACGAAGACCCGAGUCAAGCCGUGCACGAAUUUGCCAAGGAACUGGAAGCGUCCUGUAUUGCCAUCGACAAAGUGGUUGGGGCAGGGGAGUUUGGAGAGGUGUGCAGCGGCCGAUUGAAGCUGCCGUCUAAGAAGGAGAUCUGUGUGGCCAUCAAGACGCUCAAAGCCGGAUACACCGAGAAACAAAGGCGGGACUUCCUCAGUGAAGCGAGCAUCAUGGGACAGUUCGACCACCCCAACAUCAUCAGAUUGGAGGGUGUAGUCACACGCAGUAAACCCGUGAUGAUAGUGACCGAGUACAUGGAGAACGGCUCUUUGGACGGCUUCCUGCGAAAACACGACGCCCAGUUCACAGUGAUUCAGCUGGUCGGCAUGCUACGUGGCAUCGCAUCUGGUAUGAAGUAUCUGUCGGAUAUGGGUUACGUGCACAGAGAUUUGGCCGCUCGCAACAUCCUGGUCAACAGCAACCUGGUGUGUAAAGUGUCAGACUUUGGCUUGUCCAGAGUGCUGGAGGACGACCCGGAAGCCGCCUACACCACGAGAGGUGGCAAGAUUCCGAUCCGAUGGACCGCGCCAGAGGCCAUCGCCUAUCGCAAGUUCACUUCGGCCAGUGACGUAUGGAGCUAUGGGAUUGUGUUGUGGGAGGUCAUGUCAUAUGGAGAAAGACCUUAUUGGGAGAUGUCCAAUCAGGACGUGAUAAAAGCAGUGGAUGAGGGUUAUCGUCUCCCCCCACCCAUGGAAUGCCCUGCCACGCUCUACCAGCUGAUGCUAGACUGCUGGCAGAAGGACCGAAACAACCGACCGAAAUUCGAGCAGAUUGUCAGCAUCCUGGACAAGCUCAUCCGCAACCCCAGCAGUCUCAAAAUCACAGCCAGCACCACAUCCAGACCGGUUAAUCUGCUUCUGGACAGGACCAGCACUGACAUCACUUCCUUUCACACAAUGGGUGAUUGGCUGGAGAGCGCCAGGACGUUGCCCUGUAAAGAUGCAUUCAGUGGGGUCGGCUACAGCUCCUGUGAUACACUGGCCAAAACCUCAGCAGAAAUCUGUCUGGCUGAAGUCAGACCAGCAGCCACGUGCCCUGAGUGGGAGCCGUCCAUGGGAAUUACAACACUUUAAAGCUUAUAGACUGGAUGGGACUUCAAGAAAGUCGGUGUGACGAUCGUUGGACCUCAGAAGAAGAUCGUGAGCAGCCUAACAACACUUGAAACACACUCAAAGAACGGUCCAGUUCCUGUGUAAAAUUAAAAACGAGCGACGGAAACGAAAGACACCUUUACGAGAUUGAUGCUGCUUUGGCUUUAAACAGACAGGAAAUAGGUAUUAAAUGAAGAGAGGAAGUGGAACUACAAUUCUUGAACACAUGUGCGAAGCAGAACAACCUUCCUGGAGAAAGAUCACGUCUUCCUGGGCACAAGGUGCAAAGACGAUGAGCGCGUCUCCCAGCGAUUGACAUGUUGCCUUAUCGGCGAGAGAGAGGCGGAUUAGGAGUCUGCGGUCACGCUGCAUGGCUCCUCCUAGAGGACGGAAGCCGGUCCGAUCCGAACGGAUUCUUCACGUGUGGCGGGGGAGCAUUAAAAAGCCUUCAGGAAAAACUUUGCAAAAGCAUCCAUCUUCCUUUUGGAAGGUAGCACUUCAGAGAGGCAAUAGCUUGCGCCCCAGAGUUUUGGUGGUUUGUAGAAAAGCCCCCUUUAAUUCUUCUGAUGGAGAAGUACAGCUGGUUACUGUUAGAGCAAUCCGGUGAUGCUUGUUAGGAUCUGACACGUUCGGCUAUAUAUUUGAUAAUAAACCGUUAAUCUGCAAGUGCAGAGAGCCAUUCUUCAGAAUCAGGGAUGGAGUCGAAGAGUCCUUGGGUAAACUUGCCAUUUUAAAGGUUUAUUUAAUGUAGCCCAUGACAUAUGUUUGUUUGUACCACUGUGUUCGGAUGAUAUAUGAAUUCAUUAUCAAAUAAAAAACAGUACACUAUAAAUAAAAAAAAGAAACUGUUUACUAGAAUCAGUAACAGUCUGUAAAUCAUAAUGCAUCACAUGAGAAAACCUGACAGACUAGAGUGCUGAUGUGUUUUUGUAGGCCAACCCAGAAGUUACUAUCACCCUGAUUCCCUCAACAAAAAGCCGAUAUGACUUUCCCAUUGGUUUUUGGAUUAUUGCAGAAAAAAGGCACAUUAUGUUCAUCAUUAUGUUCUUCAGAAGUCAAAAGCUCUCUGAAGCUUUCUCUGAAAGUUUGAGUAAAAGAGAGAAGCUUAAAGGGAACCCUGGAUAUUAAGACUUGUAUGGUUUUAUAUAACAUAAAUAAUGUUUCUUACUGAAAUGUAGUAUGAAACUAAUGAAAGAUUUACGUUAUUUAAAAAAUCCACAUCGUUUUAUACAUAUUUUGGACUACUGGGGGUCGGCGAGUUACUGGCGCUACCUGUCGCUAUUACCGCAACACAACUCGGAAAACAAAAUACUGAUACGAUGCCGCAUUUUGCGGCUUUUGGUUGUAAUUUUCAGUUGAGAGAAGCGAUGUAGAUCUUCCUAGCAAUGAGAAGAGGAGAAAAGAGUUGGAAGAUGCUUGUUGACUAAUAAAACUUCCUAAAGACCAGCGUCUUUGUUCUCUCCACUUCAGCCCUGAUGCCUUUGAGGCUUUUAGUAGACCACAGCUACCGAAAGAGCUUACAAACGGCAGAGACAAGAAACGCUAGAUGCCAUCCUAGCAGGAUGUAAACAUGCUGAAGGAGUUUCUCAGGAUGGAUUUCACUCAAUAUCCGGGGGCAUUUAGACUCUUUGUGGGGAAAAAUUAAUGGUGCAGCAUUUGGUUUAAGUCUACGCUUAUAUCCAUCACUUCCUGUAAGCCCUUUCAGAAGCUGUGGUCAUUGUAUCAGUUUGUUUUCCAAAUUGUGUAGCAAGUAGCACCAGUAGCUCACCAAGUGCAACCAUUUCAAAAAUAAUGGCACCCCCCCAUAGUCUAAAAUAUAUAAAACAAUGUUUUUUUUUUUAAAUAACGCAAGUCUUUCACGCGUUUUCUACUACAUAUUUCAUUAAAAGACAUUACGUUAUAUAUUGAGCCAUACAAGUCUUAAUACCUGUAGGGUUUCCUUUAAAACACACAAACAAGGGAUUAUUACUGAUAUUUUUUAUAAUGUAGAAUAUGAAAAUGUGAAAAUAUCUUGUGCCUGUGUUCACCACAGGCCUUAUUUAAGGCGUUUAACCAAAAGCUCAUUCAAAAAGUCCAAUAACAAUGGAACCAGAAGUGCUAAAAUGCAAACUUGUUACUGGGUUUUGGCCUACAAAUUUAUAUCAACCCUGCAAUACUCUAUACCAGUGUGAUUUUCUGUCUCAGAUAUAAUGUAUAUGAGGUACAUGGGCUAUGAACGAAAUAAAACACUAGCUUACAUACUGAACACUCACCUUGGUUAAUUCAGCAACAUCCAAAUAUCAUCUUGAAAAUAAAUCUGGUUGUUUAGCAUCUUUAAUCCAAUUAUGUGCAAAAUUCAUACUGAAAUCAUGAGGUAUGACUCACUCCGCCUCAGAAACGGCUUUUUUUUUCGUUCGUUCCCACAGAUCCUCUCCAUUCCAAUCACCUGAUUACAUUCUGGCACCACCUACACCACAUUUUACAAUCCAAAUCAGUUCCCAAUUGAUUAAACAAAGUUCCACCCUACCUCUUUUCUUAUUGAAUAUACUGGAAAUCUGAUUAAGUCAUGAUUGUCAGUUCACGUUGAAUUUAACAUUUGGCAACCAAUCAAAUAAUGAGUCAAGAAAGAGAAUUAAAUAACACAUGAUUUUUUUUUUUUUUUUUUUUUUUUUCUUCUAAACCAGUUAAAGCAAUAGUUCAUCCAAAAAUGAACAUGUGGUCAUCAUUUACUCACCGUCAUGUCAUUCCACACCUGUAUGGCUUUAUUUCCUACAUGUGACCCUGGACCACAAAACCAGUAAUAAGGGUAAAUUUUUUGAAAUUGAGAUUUAUACAUCAUAAAUCAUACAUCAUAAAUAAGCUUUCCAUUGAUGUUUGGUUUGUUAGGACAGAACAAUAUUUGGCCAAGACGCAACCAUUUAGAAAUCUGGAAUCUGAGGGUGCAAAAAAAAAUAAAAAAUCAACAUAUUGAGAAAAUUCUCUUUAAAAUUGUCCAGAUUAAGUUUUUAGUAAUGCAUAGUACUAAUCAAAAAUUUCAAAAGUUUUGAUGUAUUUACGAUAGGAAAUUUACAAAAUAUUUUCAUAGAACAUGAUCUUAACAUCCUAAUAUUUGCCAUAAAAGAAAAACAUAUAAUUUUGACACAUACAAUGUAUUUUUGGCUAUUGCUACAAAUAUACCCGUGCCACUUGUUUUUGUUGUUCAGGGUCACAUAUCGCCCCUCAGCCGAUUUCAUUGGUCAAGAAAAGUUCAGACAUUUCAGGCAGUAACUGCUGUUGACAAGACCAAUGAAAUCCACAGAGUUUGCGCUGAACUGGUUUGUGAAAAAACUCAAAUUUCACAACUACUUCCAGUAUUUAAUUAUGCUGGAAAUGGACGAUCAAAUUAAGCGUGUUGAUUUGUGGGAUACAGUAUUGUGUGCAGAUCUAUUGAAUAUUCCACAUUUUGCCAAUAGUAGGUCAUCUACAUUGUAAAAAAACAAAAAACACAAUUUGUUGAGUCAACUUAAAAUAAUUUGUUACCCUACUGCCUUAAAAUUCAGUCAACUCAAAAAAGUUUAGUCAACUUGAAAUGUUAAGUUGUACUAAGUAACAACUUAGAUAUUUGUGUUUGUUAAACUUAACAGAUGGGUAAGUAACCCAGCUGCCUUAAAAUUUGAAGUUGAAUCAACUCAAAUAUCUAAGUUGUCACUUAGUAUAAUUUAACAUUUCAAGUUGAAUAAACUUUUUUUUGAGUUGACUGAACCUAAAAUUUUAAGGCAGCCAGGUAACAAAUUAUUCUAAGUUGAUUGUUGUUUACAGUGUAGAUAGUCAAUUUGCAUACUGUGCGCAGUAUAUACAAUAGUUAUAUUAUAAUAUAUAAUAGUUACAAUAUUGUAUACUUCAGGAAUAUUAAGAGUAGUAUGGUAAUGUGCUAUUCUGAACAUUACCAUAUUUUCUCUGCUUUCCUGUAAGAUCAGGACUACAAAAUCUUCCAGAAGUUUGAUGUGGAGGGUUAAUUUGAGAGGACAGCUGCUUUCUGAUUUCACGGCCCACAGUCUUCAAAAUACAAGGUUCUUCAUUCAUCAUUUUGAGACUGAAUAUGGGCUUUUGAACAUUUGCAAGUCAUUAUCCAAAUAUUUUCUUAAGGCAUCCUGAUCAUAAAAUGAAAAAAGAGCACUAGUGGUGCACAAAAUGACGAUCUGACCAUGUACUGCACUACCUUAUGAAGGAACAGUCCAUUUUUUCCUCUACGUCUCUUUCAUUCUGCCUGUAAAUGUUGCUUUUUCCCUGCUGUUAGCAUGUACAUAUGUGAACCGGACCUGUGAUGAUAGCAGUGGUGACUCUCUAGAGGUACUAUCAUUUACCUGGCCAUCCCUUUGUACAAAUGUCUGUAUGUAUGUAUAAAAGAAUGAACAAAAUAUCUGUGCAACCUUUACAAAACUCAUUUGUAUGAUAUUUUAUGUUAUUUUGUAUUAUAUUUGUUUUACGUAAAAACAAUUAUAAUGACUUAUUAUUUAUUUCUUAACAACAAACCACCAUACACAGUGCAGAUUUUUUUUUUUUUUUCGUAGCAUUCAGUAAGUUAUGACAUGGCUAUGUUUCGACCCUAUCAGUGUUUUUAUAUUUUACUUUGUUGAAGAUGAUGUUUUAAAGAGCAAUACUGUUUUGCGUCCUGUUCCCCUUCUUUAGAUUGACGUGUGUGUAUGUGUGUGAGUGUGUAGAUGGCCUUGUCUACUAAUGUAAAAUGAUUUGUAGUGGAAACAUUUAUAUUUUUAUAAUAAACAUUCUCAAAAUAUUUUCUAAAGAAUGAAU
This is a messenger RNA of Labeo rohita (rohu), 7804 nucleotides long. RefSeq names its product eph receptor A3 (gene epha3). Gene Ontology annotation, molecular function: ATP binding; protein binding; transmembrane-ephrin receptor activity. NCBI's taxonomy places the organism in Eukaryota, Metazoa, Chordata, Actinopteri, Cypriniformes, Cyprinidae. The coding region runs from base 101 to 3016 and encodes 971 amino acids. Gene Ontology annotation, cellular component: plasma membrane; neuron projection. The record is from RefSeq and is a predicted model, not a curated record. Gene Ontology annotation, biological process: axon guidance; cell surface receptor protein tyrosine kinase signaling pathway; protein phosphorylation. The transcript has 18 exons.